Urocitellus parryii (Arctic ground squirrel) is the source of this 2113-nucleotide messenger RNA. It is a transcript of the gene Saxo2, whose product is annotated as stabilizer of axonemal microtubules 2. The record is from RefSeq and is a predicted model, not a curated record. NCBI's taxonomy places the organism in Eukaryota, Metazoa, Chordata, Mammalia, Rodentia, Sciuridae. Gene Ontology annotation, molecular function: microtubule binding.
AACAUGAGGAGCAAGUGUUUGUGUCAGAUCUGUACCUGCGGGCGACAUCACUGUCCACAUGGAACCACAAGGAUUUAUGAAAAUUUUGGCUUGUCUUGCCCCACAACUGAAUACUUGGAAAAGUAUCCCAUGUAUGGCAAUGUUCUUCCACCACAGAGUCUUAAACCUAAGCAAGAAUUUCGAGCAUGCCGUGGUAAAAUGGAAGGAAUAACUACAUUUAAAUCAGAUUAUCGUCCUUAUGAAAUAGUCAAACAGCCUCGCCACAUACCAGAAGAAUAUAAACCAAAACAAGGGAAGAUUGAUCUUGGUACUACCUACAAACGAGAUUUUAAUUCUUAUAAAGUGCAGCCUGUGGUAAUAGUCCGGCCUUUGGAAAGACAACAAGUUAAAAAAGGGAAGUUGGACACUGUCCCAACCUAUAAAGAUGAUUAUAGAUCUUGGGGCAUUCAGAAAAGUGAACUUUAUAAACCAGAACAAACUUAUCAUCCCCCAACUGUGAAAUUUGGAAAUUCAACUACCUUUCAGGAUGACUAUGUUCCUCAGGAGAUAAAACCGAGGCAAAGCUUUAAGCCCUUCUCUGUGGUCAAGCGUUCUACAGCCCCUUUUAAUGGUGAUACAAGUCAUCGCAUUGAUUAUGUACCUCAUCAGCUAGAAAUCAAGUUUGAAAAGCCAAAAGAAGUUUACAAGCCAACUGACCAACCUUUUGAGGAUCUCACAACUCACCGGAAUGACUUUCAGGGUCUUGUUGGUGAAACUGCAAAAAUCUGCAGACCUGCCCACACCAGAGUGACCCAAAGUGCUCAAUUUGAAGGAAACACUGAAUUCCGGGAAAGUUUCCAACCAUGGGAAAUCCCACCACCAGAAGUCAAGAAAGUACCAGAGUAUGUGCCCCCUACAGGCAGCAUGCAGUUAAACAGCACAAGCCACCUUGACUAUGUUCCCUAUCAGGCCAACCGUGUUGUUCCCAUCAGGCCAGUUUCUCACAGAAGAAAAAACAAUUUUCCUUUCCAAGGAAAAAGCACCAUGAAGGAAGAUUUUCCAGUAUGGGAAAUUUGUCGUCAAGGGCUCAUUAAGCAGCAGCAGCAGAUUCCCAACCCUUCUGGAAAAUUUGAUGGUUUGAGCACUUUCAGAUCUCACUAUGUGCCACAUGAAUUGAUUCCAACAGAGAGUUGCAAACCUUUAAAUGUUGCUCUUAAGAGUUCUGUUCCAUUCGAUGAUAUCACUAUGUAUUCUAUAGAGUACACACCAAAGAAACAGGAAAUCUGCCCAGCUAGCUAUCCCUCUCCUCCAGGCUAUAUAUUUGAAAAUACAAAUUCCCAAGGCCAUAAAUUCUUCCGCAAGAUCACUCCUGCAGUGAAAGCCUCCUAAUCAUCAAAUUAUACUUAAAAGGAAGCUAACUACAAGGUAUUGAUUUUUCAAGGGAAAACCUGAUUUUUAUAGUGAAAAAACUAUAAGAUAAACAUGAUUUUUCAGAUUUUUAAACAAAAUUGGAAAAUGUAUUAUAGGAGAUCAGAAUCUUAAAAUCAAKUUUUUACUGAUAUUUUAAUCAAGAUUGUGUUAAUUUGCAUUUCUGAAUGUUGAAUAAUGUACAUUUCCAUCUGAACUACUUUAAUAUUUAGCAUACUGUUUGAUAUUUUAUCCUUAAUCUAUUAUCAUUUGCACUUCUGUUUAUAAUUAUGGCAAUUAUGUGGUUAUAAAGGUCAUAUACCAGUUACCACUUAUCAAGAACAUUGGGACCAUCAACAGCAACACUGAAACAACAACAUAUGGAUUUCUCUUCCGAAACAGUACGAUUCAGUUUCCUCAGAUUUUAAGGCACCCAGGUAGUGUACGCCAAGUCAAGUUUUGGGGCAGUGCUGGAGACCACUCCUCACUACACUGAAGUUAGUAAGAAACAUUGCAACAUGACAGCUUUUGGGGGCUGGAAAUCAGAGCACAUGAGCUCAAAUCCUACUGCCAUCAAUUUCUAUUUGUGCCACCUUAAGCAGGUGCCUCAUGUCUCUGAGCUUCUUUGUCUUCAUUUGUAGAAGAAUAUCUCUUCUGCCUACCACACUGUUUGUUUUGAGCAUYAGAUGAUAUGAUGCAUCUUAAUCCAUAAAGUAAAAGUACAAAU